Micropterus salmoides (largemouth bass) is the source of this 605-nucleotide messenger RNA. It is a transcript of the gene hspb11, whose product is annotated as heat shock protein family B (small) member 11. Bases 159 to 572 code for a protein of 137 amino acids. Gene Ontology annotation, cellular component: centrosome; intraciliary transport particle B; cilium. Gene Ontology annotation, biological process: intraciliary transport. The record is from RefSeq and is a predicted model, not a curated record. The transcript is spliced from 6 exons. NCBI's taxonomy places the organism in Eukaryota, Metazoa, Chordata, Actinopteri, Centrarchiformes, Centrarchidae.
UGCUAACUGCUAAUUGCUAAACAACGAGCAACGUGCGUCGGAUAUGGCGACUUACUAAAGCGAUGUUGACGUAUAUAUAUUGCGACACAGGGGUUGGCUUGGCAACGAAGGUAGCAGACAGCACCGGAGACUGAGCGUUGUGUUUUGAGCAAGCAGACAUGAUCGAUUCCGCUCUAAGUUCUUUGGGUGCCACAGUUGUCGUCGCUACAUCCAGCGAUGAGAAUCACCCACCAGAAAACAUCACUGACGGAAACACUAAGACUUUUUGGAUGUCCACCGGGAUGUUUCCUCAAGAGUUCAUCAUUCGCUUUGCUGAACCCUCGAAGAUUUCUACUGUGACAGUGGACAGCUACAAUGUCAAGCAUCUAAAGAUAGAAAAGAAUACAUCGCCAAAUACUUCUCAAUUUGAGUUUGUUACAGAGAAAGAAUUUGAACAUACGGAGGGACAUCUUCAGUCAAAUACUUUUUUGCUAAAUGGAAGCAGUGCAAACCACCUUCGUUUUAUCAUCUCCUCAGGAUAUGAUCACUUUGUCUCAGUGCAUAGAAUCAGCGUACAACAUUUACAUACUUGAUUGUUGUGAAUUAAAGCCUCUGGGUGUAUUUUA